Molecule: messenger RNA, 5221 nt
Organism: Drosophila elegans
Lineage: Eukaryota; Metazoa; Arthropoda; Insecta; Diptera; Drosophilidae
Gene: tea
Product: protein telomere ends associated
Exons: 8
Coding region: 92-5146 (1684 amino acids)
Source: RefSeq, a predicted model, not a curated record
GGUGGCUCUGAAUUUUAACAUCGUAUUGUUUUUGGCGGUUUUCACGCGUCUGCAAUCUUUAAAGAUAUCUACAAUUAAACACAAUGCAAAUAUGUCUUUUCCUGUUACUUAUAAAGAAUUCCAGAAGCUAAUCGUCAACCUUAAGGACAUUGCACUAGACGUGCAAGCACAGGAUGGCGGCGAUAAGACAGUCGAGCAGUGUACCCACUGGUUGUACAAAGCGUUCUUCAGGGAUCCCACCGCUCGAAGUAGAUAUCCUUUCAAAUUAGAAAACCGUCCCAGUUCCUGUUCCCGUCACAUUCUCGAUAAAUUACUUAAAGAAGCAGGGACUGAAAAUAUGGCUGUAGAUGAGGAAGCUGAAAACAAGGCGGAAGCAGCAUCACAAUUCCUGCCACAUCAAUCCCAAGGUGUUAUAGUCGAAGUGGACAAAUGGGGCCCAUUCGUCUUUCCGGUAUCCUUUGAAACAUUCCUGGAGAGCCUGAACCAAAGGGAGGUUUUUUGGAAGAUAACCAAGACCAGGGAACAAUGCCUAGACUUUAUGUUCGAUGAUGCAUUACGACUACGUACUCUUCGAAAGUUCUACAACCGCUUUUACAUGUUUCCAGAGAAGCGAUCCGAAAAAAACUUCUUUAAGGAUGAGCCGGCGACCUCUUUGGCAAAGUUGCUCGAGUUUGGCAGGCCGCAUAAGGAAAUAGCAGCCAAUUGUCUGGUGGAGGAUACCAAUAACAACAAUAAUGCCCUUUCCAGCAAGGAAGCUGCUGACGAACAAAGUACAAGCCUAAAUGAGCCAACUACGUCUUCGCAGGUACGAAAGAUGUCUAGGGUCAAGACUACCGACUGCGCUACAAAAGAAUCUGAAGGUCAUGACGGCAUUCCGGAUAAACCAGGUGUUAAAUAUCCGGUUUCCUUCGACCUCUUCAAACGGCAAGUGAUUAAUCUCGAGGAAAUUGUUCACAAAAUGCAGCUAUGCGAAGAGCAUAAAGGAAAAAACGAUGAGAAUUGUAUUAGGGACUACUACAAUGGGUUUUACACUGUACCGGCGAUGCGAGAAAAGUUCGUUUGCCAAUUUAAGCCAUGUCCCGCAAAGAUGCAAAAGAAACUGCUCAGCUUUCCACCGAAACAUAAAGAGGUGGAAGUGGAAAAACCAGAAGGCCAAAUUGUGGAUUGUAUCGCUGAGAAAUCGGGUGAAGAGUCCCAACCGAAUUCCUACCAGAAGGCUGCCCACGGAGAGAUUCAAAGCGCGCCCGAGUCAACUAUGUCCUCACCAGGACGGGUGCAUCACAAGGCAAAGACUCCCGAGAUCGCCGCUGGAGAUCCUAAAGGACAGCUAAAAACCGUAUCAGAUGUUCAAUAUCCGAUCUCCUUCCAUCUCUUCAAACGGUAUGUGUGCAAUUUCGAGGAUAUUGUUCAGGAAAUGAAGCUAAGCGAUGAGCAUAAAGGAAAAACCGAUGAGAUGUGUAUGAAGGACUAUUACAAAGGAUUUUACACUGCACCAGAGAUGCGGGAAAAGUUCGUUUGCCGACUAAGGCCAUGUCCAGCAAAGCUAAAAAAGAAGUUGCUUAGUUUUCCACCGAAACAUGAGGACAAUGCGGAUAAACCGGAUUGCCAAAUUGUGGAGUUUCUUGAGAAACCAGCUGAGGAGUCCCUACCCAAUUCCUGCAAAGAGACUGCCGAAGGACAGAUUGUAAGCCUAACCCAGUCAACUAUGUCCUCACCAGGACGGAUGCAGCACAAGGCCAAUAUUUCCGAGAGCGCCACUGGAGAAUUUAAAGUUCUGAAAGAGACCGUACCAAGAACGCAUUCCGACAGCCAGGACUGCAUUCCCGGAAAGCCAGCGGUUCAAUAUCCAAUUUCCUUCGGUCUUUUCAAACGUUAUGUGAGCAAUUUCGAGCACAUUGUUCACAAAAUGAAACUAUGCGAUGAGCACAGAGGGAAAACCGAGGAGAAGUGUAUGAUGGACUAUUACAAAGGUUUUUAUGCCUCCUCAGGGAUGAGAGAAAAGUUCGUUUGCCGGUUUAAGCCAUGUCCCGCCAAGCUGAAAAAGAAGUUACUUAGUUUUCCGCCGAAACAUCAAGAGGGACAUGAAAAACAACCAGAUUGCUGUAUUGUGAAUGUUACCACCGAAGAACCAGUUGAGGACAAUCGUAAAGGGUCAAACUGUCAAGCGCAGUUUGUCAUUCCGAGGGUUAAGAAAAUUGUCGCCAAGGAUAUCCGCAAAGAAAACAGCCAAGAUACAAAACCCAACAUGAUAGAGGCCAAAGCGAUAAUGGCUGCAGCAGGAAAUAAGGCUUUCGACCUUACUGAAAUCACGAUAAAUAACACCCUUUAUCUGUUUCCUGUGUCAUUCCGAGCCUUCUUUUAUGCUAUCAACUAUGACGAAAUUAUUGUAGAGUUGAUCAGUGAUACUUACAAGAAGAAAAGCCCUGAGCAGCAAAAGGUUAUUCUUGGGAACGGACGAACUUGUGUACCUCUGUUCCGUCGAUAUUACCUCUCCUUUUAUGUUGAAGUCAAAAUUCGACAACGGUUUAAUUUCAACUUCAGUGCUGCGCCUUCAAAGUUCCGUAAAAAGUUAAUGGAAGUUGCGGUGCCCAUUUCUCAACCCCCGUCACAAACUGAAGCUGUUGAAGACACUGCGCCAAAUCCAGUUGCAGAAGCGUCACUUUCCACAGAACCCUCACAACGUUCGGACGAAUUCUAUGCAGCUAGGGAAAGAGAACUAGAUUGCAAGCAGAGGGUACAAUUUUUUAAACACGUUUCUAAGCGAAGUCGAUAUUUAGACAACUGCUUAGCUCGAGAAGAAAAUUUACAUUCAGAGGCCCAUGCUAGAAAUAAUCAUUCUGCAUCAUCGGUCGCAGACCCAGCAAAAGAACAUGAAUCGCAGUCAAUUUCAAAUCAAUCUGGCGUUAAAGAAGUCACCACAACCCAAGCAACGGAAAUUCUUCAAGAUAAAGAUUUGGAGAAAAGUUUAAAAAUGGCUGAAGCUGACAAAUCUAGCUUAAAAAACUCGGAUAGUGUAACCACAAAAAUUGAAGCGCAAAGAGGGAAAGAACAGACUCCGACUGAUUCAUCCAAUAAAGCGGAAAGUUCAACUGACAGUCAAAAAAGCUUAUCAAAUAAUAGUCCUGCAAAUGUAGGAGUAUCGGAAACAAUUUCAAAAGAACAAACGCAAGACACAACAGGUGAAAAUCCUGGAGAUGCCACGAAAUCAUCAUCUUUAAAUACUUCAGCACAGAAAAGCGAUAAAGAAAUCCUUCUCGAGCGAGCAAUGGAAUUAUUUUUCGCCGAAAGCAGCUCGGAUCACAAUCUGAAGUAUUUGAUCUGCACAAGCCAAGGCCUGAUGAGAACUAUUUGGCGCAUCCUCUACCAGUUAACUCUUCAGGAAUUCCUCAACUACACGAGCAUCCACGACGGCGAGGGCUUGUAUGAAAGCGAUGUAGAUUUGCAACUUUGUUAUCAACACGUCGUGACCCUUGGCAACUGGCCAAUAAAUCUAUGCGUCAAAUUGCCCUAUUUAAAGCAACUGCUCCACACCAAAGGAGUGCAGGUGGAUAGGCUGGAGCUGGGUCAGUUAUCACCAAAGAUAGUUAGUCCUUGGGAACUAGGUCUAUACUCAGAUUUCGACAAAAUAGUUGAAGAGGAGUACACCCUGCACACUGGCAAGGCAAUUGAUGAUGUUGUGCAGUUGUUUCAAGAAAGGGAUAAUUUAUAUGCAGCCUGUUGGACAUAUAAUCAGUGGAUACCAAAAGUACCUCAUCUCACAGAUGAGGCACUUAAUGCCGCAAUCGAAGGAGUGGAGCCUGUUCUCGAUGGAAUUUCAUUGAAGCAACUUUGUUGUGUGGAAAGCCGAGGUGAAAACAGCCCAGCAGAGAUAGUGUCCAUCGCCUCAAGUUCAGACACGGUUCCAGAAGAACAGAGUUGUCCACCCACUCAGCUUAACACAACAAACUUUGUGGACGUGGCAAAUGUGAGUCAGGAUUCCCAAUUGACACAAACUGCUGCCGAUCCACUAAUGUCCCAGGAAAUUGCGCUUGUGGACCAGGAAUUACAUGUGCCAGAAACUCAAAGUGAUCCAACGCCAAUACCGCCGAUUAAAAAGGAACCCAAAUUUCUAAACAACCAACGAGGAACUUUGAACAGCAAUGAUUGCCAAUGGGAGACUAUUACGUCGGAGGAACAAAUAAUUGACUUGGAUGCCAGCCAAAACCAAGAACCGAUUUUCUCCUGCUUUGCAAUCGCCAAGCCGACAGAGGAGAAAGUGGAAGAGUUGACAGCUCCUGCGCCUCCAGAACCGUCGACGCAUCAGGAAACUGCGAGUCUGGGCAAGCGACAGGCUGCCAGCAAAGCAGUGCCCAGCAAGCGAAUUAGACUGAUCAAAGACAACGUUCCGCAGCUGAGGCAUCAGUUCCAACCGCUGCCGAUGGGUGUAGUUGUGCGAUUCGAAUCUGGAGCAAACCAACCAGAGCCCGAGAUCACGCCCUCGCAGGACUUUGCCGCUGGCAACACACUCCUGGAUUGCCCUGAUCUCAAUGCACUGCUAAAUUCAACGAAUGUCAACACCCGCAAGGUAAUUGAAGAACAAGUUGAUACUGUUUCUGUUAUAGUUCCUGCCUCGAAGCCCGUUGUCGUUCCGCCCCGUCUUCAAAGCAGCAUUAUAUUCCGCGAUCUGGUGCGCUUCAGCUUCUUCAGCUCGCUGACUGUUGAGCAAAUAAUAAGGUAUCGCAUUGAAGGAUACCUAGAGGGUGCGAACUACCAAAACGCACUGGCUAGGAUCGACGACAGGCUGUGCAACUUGCGGGGUCCGCUGCUCGAGAGCCUCUUUCCCCACCUCUCAACCACGUUGCGAGCUGACUUGCAGCAGGUGCUCUGCGAUUUGGGGGAGUUCACCUACAAAUGCCGCUGGCCAACGCACAAAGAUGCCACCGCAGAUCUCCGCGCACGGGUUGUCCAUGUCUUCAUGGAUGUGGCCCCAAAAUUCGGGCAGUUCCGCAUCCAGUACGAUAAUGCAACCAGGGAGUGGGCUACCUGUAGCGAAAUGGGCAGGUGGAACACCGAGGCGGACGUGCGGGAAACCAGCUUCGACGUCGUCGAGUUCAUCGACCCCGGCAUCUUGAAGAGAAUGAAGAAACUAAAGGAUCUGAUGAGUUGAUAUUUAUUAAAACCACAUUUUUGGUUCAGUUUAACCGAAUGUUAAUGAAUAAAUGGUUAAUGCUAUAUAAAAUCG